This is a messenger RNA of Monodelphis domestica (gray short-tailed opossum), 5362 nucleotides long. RefSeq names its product SERTA domain containing 2 (gene SERTAD2). Lineage: Eukaryota; Metazoa; Chordata; Mammalia; Didelphimorphia; Didelphidae. Gene Ontology annotation, molecular function: transcription regulator activity. Gene Ontology annotation, cellular component: nucleus. The record is from RefSeq and is a predicted model, not a curated record.
AUGUUGGGGAAAGGAGGAAAACGGAAGUUUGAUGAGCAUGAAGAUGGGCUGGAAGGCAAAGUUGUGUCUCCUACUGAUGGUCCAUCGAAGGUGUCCUACACCUUACAGCGCCAGACUAUCUUCAACAUUUCCCUUAUGAAGCUCUAUAACCACAGGCCACUGACGGAGCCGAGCCUGCAAAAGACAGUUCUGAUCAACAACAUGCUCAGGCGGAUUCAGGAGGAGCUCAAACAGGAAGGCAGCCUGAGACCCGUGUUCCUCACCGCCUCCCAGCCGCCCGACGCGCUGGGGGACGACUUCCGAGAGGCGCAGCCUGCCUUUAGCCACCUGGCCUCCUCGCCGGCCCACCCCGCCGACUUGGCAAACACUACGUCCUUAGAGUCUUGCCUCACGCCAGCCUCUCUGCUGGAGGACGACACUUUUUGCACUUCUGCGCCCGUCCCAGCCAGCGGUCCCCCCAAACUCCCGCCUCCGCCCGCCCCGCCCGAAAAGGACAGCUUCUCCUCAGCCUUGGAUGAAAUCGAGGAGCUCUGUCCAACACCUACCUCCGCCGAGGCCGCAGCCGCUGCCGACGGCUCAAAAGAAGACUCCAGCGCGGCCAACGCUCAGAAGCCCGAGGGGCUCCCGGAGAGCCGGGGGGCCGACCCCAAACUCCUGGACUCCCUGCCCGGGAACUUCGAGAUAACAACGUCCACGGGCUUUCUGACAGACUUGACCUUGGACGACAUUCUGUUCGCGGACAUAGACACGUCCAUGUAUGACUUUGACCCCUGCACGUCGGCUGCGGGGGCAGCCUCCAAAAUGGCGCCCGUCUCCGCAGACGACCUCCUCAAGACUUUAGCUCCCUAUAGUAGUCAGCCAGUCGCCCCCAAUCAGCCUUUCAAAAUGGACCUCACAGAACUGGAUCACAUAAUGGAGGUGCUUGUCGGGUCGUAAAACCUAGAAAACCCCGGAGACUUUUUUCUGUACCAGUAUAUACACACUCGGUAGUAUUUUCACAACCCUACAGAUUCACAGCACUGUGCAUGCAUCGUCCUUGCUUGCCUUUUCCAGGAAAAAAAAAAAGGAUCACACUAGUACUUUUUGCCUCAAGCAGAGUUGGAGUGCCUUCAUCCAUGUAUGACCACUUUUAAUGUGUUUUGAAGUGGUUCCUCAAAGAAGACCUAAUAUCCUGGUAUAGGAAAGAAUACAUAUGGAAGACAAUAUUAUUACAUUGUUAUUAUAAAAAAAAAAGCGAAGCACAAGGAUUAAGUUGGGGAAAGCUGUAAAUUGCAUGUGCAUAUUUGUCUAUUUUUUCUAUAAGUUUUAUUGCAAGAGGUAAAAAAUUUAUUAUUUAGAUAAUCUCAGUAUCUUUUUUGGCAUUUUAGCCCUGUGUAGGUUGACUUAGCAAUUCAGCCUUUUGGAGGCAUUAACUACUCCUCUUAAGUGUUGCAUUUACAUGGCUGUUUAGAAACUGCUGCCCAAAUUUAUUUUAUAUUUUUGUACAGAUUCUGCAGUUUAUGAUAUUGUUUUUCUAAAAACAAAUGCUGUUUAUACACACAAAAUAGCUAUUUUGAUAGGAUUUGCUCACAUAGUUCCUGCAUACUUCAAAUGUACAAGAUACGCUUGUACUUUUAUACAGAGUUGUAAUGUUUUAUAUGUGUAUGGUGCAAAGAGAAAAUCAGAUCAAAUUAAUCUGCAGUCGAUAUUCCUAAAUGCAAACACACAGUGCUUUAAGAAAGGGCCAGGAGAUAUUUCACCCAAGUUUCACAAGUACCAACUCCCAGGUAUACAAACACCUGUGUACUACUGUGAUUUCUAAACCUAGAGCCAUGUCUACUCAUCAAACUUGUAUUAAGCAGUUGGCAGGAAAUAGCUGUGAAACUUGGGUUCUAGGGGACGGUUCUCUGUAGCUUUCUCUUUGGAGAGGAAGGCUACCGAAAACUUAGCCUUCCAGUAUGUAUGCCAAGUUACUGUUUUUAAUUUUUUUUUAAAUUGAACCCAAAUGUUUCAUUUUAACAUAAUUUUCUCUGUGACUUGAACUUAAUUAGCUUUCUAGAAAAUCAUUACAUCUGAACUGAAUUUUAUUAAGAGUCAAUCAUUUUAUGGAAUGAAAAUACCUAUUAAGAGUAAGUUUAUUUUGUUUUUCAAUUGCAUUUUUAAAAGGCAUACAUCAUUUAUUCCAAUCAUCUUAGACCAUUCUUCCUCCCUUCUGCCCCCCUUCCUUGGAGCAUUUGUUCACUCUGUUGAUAAGUGCUGAAAAUGGCAUCUUCAGUAUUACUGCAGUGAAGCUCAUCUCUUAUCUGCACUGGAUGGACUCUAACUUUAAUAUCCAUUGCUGUGGAAACUGGAGUUAGUCGCAUUACAUCACUUGGCAUCUCCACCGUGGUUGGUCUCUUUCAUCAACCGCGCUAACUGCUUUACACUUUAUAGGCCUGUUGUACCAGAAUAUACAAACACAGCUUUCUAUGCAUGUUUCUUCUCUCCCUCCCAUAACACCUGAGAAGUCUUCGUUACUGCACCAAUGGCGUUUUUAUUCAUUGUGGUGUACAUUUAAUUUUAAAAUGUUUGCAAUGUAUCAUGCCUGUCGCUGGAAUAGUUUAUGGCAUUUUAGGGCCCCCCCUUACCCCUCUCCCUGCCAUGGUACUUUAGAGCUGUUGCGUGCAAGUUGCAACCUAUAUUGUUGAAAUGCAUAUGGCUUCUUUAGGAAUAACUUUUAUAUUUAUUUAAGAAAUUUUAAAUUAUGGGGUUUUUUUUUGUUUGUUAUGUCAUUUGACAAUAUUCAGUCAUCGAUUCUGCUCGCUUCUUGCCAUGGAUAAAAUUGGGUAUUUUCUGUCUAUUAAAAGGGUAACUUAUAAAAUGGCACUUUAAACAGGCCAUAGAUAGUCUACAUAUUAAUAUAACACACAUGACAAAGCCGAUAAAUUACGUCAGUCAAGGUUCACGAGUGAAAUCCUUCUGGACCCUCAUUUACUUUCAUUCCCCCUUGAGUUUUGUUUCAAAAGACUUACUAACUCAGUGAAGCAGCAAGAAACUAAUAGAAUUCUAGUUCUCUUACAAACUACCUUAAUACCCACAACUUUUUGAUACUGCGGACAGAUUAGGUAUUCUCUCUUGGUAGGAUUAGGGACUACAUUCAGUUGAGGAAAUGGGAAUGGCAGAUACCGUUAUAUUUUGCACCCCAUGUAGUUGCAAUUGCUCCAUUUUGGCUCUUCUCUUCCUUGUCCCCCCCCCCCCAAAAAGGCAAUCCUGCCCUUGGAUUCCAUGAUUUGUAGCAUUGGAGAAGCUGGGAAAACUGCCACACGCUAUGCACAUAUAUGUGUACAUGUACAAUAGUGCUGAUUGUUCAGAACAAUAACAUAGCAGGCAAUCGAUUCACCAUUGUUAAAACUGAUUUACAGUAACCCAGAACAACUGCACUUUCGUUGGACUAGCAAAUUGUAUAUUUAAACAAAUACCUUAUGUUAGGCAAUAGUUCAAAAGAGCACCAUUUCCAAAGCAAUGAAGUAUUGCCUAAAACUUGUUCUCCUUUGAAUCUCCUUCAUUUGUAAGGCAGAGUUAGAAUAGAGAAUGAAUAUACUGUGUGUGUAUGUGUGUGUAUGCCUACACAUAAUAUAUGUGUGUAUAUGUAUGUGUGUAUAGGUACAUGAGCAUGUGUGUAUAUAUGUAUAUGUAUGUCUAUAUGUGCGUGUACACACGCAUGCACACACUUUAAUAAGGAAGAUAAGGGAAAUUGGUGGUCCAUUUUAAAAGGGCAGAACCAUCAGGUUUUAGACUUUUUUUUUACAAAAUGAUGUACCAGAAGGGCAGGAAAAAAACCCUCUUUACUGUGGCCUCUAAGCCUCAGUUCACCAGGAACAUAACUUGCUGAAUAUUCCAUUCUUCAGCGAUAACAUUUCCUUUUAUAAUCUGGGCAUCACGAACAGUUCAGAGUCAAACAGGCAGUUGGAGGAGCCUUUCUAAAAGAAAUGCCAGGCUGGGGUGGGUGUAGGGGUGGGGGUGGGGGGUGGCAGUGACAUUUAUUGACAAUGAUGUGCAAUGAAGUGACAAGAUGAGAGCAGAAUGAAAAAGCUUUGAAUUUGAAGUGAUUUUUUUCAUAAGUUAUUUAUUCCUUUUUCUUUGUAAAUAUAUUUAUUUUAUUGUGAAGCUAACAACAUCUGGAUUGUAACAUGUACAGAAUGUAUGGUAGGAAUGUAUUCUCUUGUAGGAAUGUAAAUCUGUAUUAAAAAGGGGAUCAGAGCCAGACUCAGAAACUGAACUGGGUUCUUUUCAUGGUAUGCACGGUUCACAUUUAUUUUUACUCUUUUCUAAUGUGGGUCUAUUUGAAAUAUGCAAAAGGUAUGGAUGAAGAUUGUUUUAAUAUCCCCAAAUUUUUAGGAAAAUCAAGCAUUCAAAGGGUCGAUUUUUAAAAGAUUUUUACUAACACUGCUUUCCCUUUAUCAAGGAAGGAGCAACCAAAUUGACAGGCUUGUUCAUGCCAAAGGGCCUGACACAAGCCACAGAUUCACACCUGAGUGUCUUUCUCAUUCAUUAUCAACUGAUGCAUUCAAAUAAAAAUUACAUUUCCUUCGGGGUACCCUCACUGCCCUGAGGUAGGAAAAUGAACAUUUCUUGACGUAAACUCCAAAAAGUAAUCGUGUAGUGUUCCGGAUCAUUUUUAAAGCUUAAAUUUAUGAAUCACCUCUGUGGUACACAAUGAAUGAUGAGUACCAUGGGGCACCCUUCUUAAACGACUAGUGAAAGAUGCUGAUUCCACUGGUUGGUGCAGCAAUCGGGGUGUUCCGCUAUCUGUCCACCGCCCAGAUUGCUUCAAACCGAUUGCUGCAAAUAUGACCUUUACACUGCCUGCCAAAAUUCAAAUCCUCAUAUUCAAAAUGUUUUGGAUGAGAAAUGGUUAAUUUCCUGCCACACUCGGGUACAUUGAUCUUAGAGAGGUUUGUGUGACCUACUUGCUUUCAAAAGGCUUUCGGUGCUUCUUAAAAUUGAAGCGGAUGAUUCUUGAAAAUGAGCCAAUUUCAAAUUUUGCUGAAAACAAUACAAUUAAUAAAGAUUCUGCACUUUUGGGAAGAAAGCUAUUGAGGAUAAAUGUAAUCCAUACAUAUAAACAGCAAAGAUUCUGGAAAAGGUGUAAAUAGUGUGAAAUGUUUGGUGUAUGGCUGUUGAGAAGGGCGUGUUGUCAAAAAAAAAGGAGGCUGUAAUUUCCCCCACAGACCUUAGAGCUGUGCCUUUUCUAUGCAAUAUUACAGACAUAUACAUCUGAACCCAGAUUACUGUAUUCACAUGUAGGUAUGGGCUGUAAUCUAAACAAUUGGAUAAAUGUACAUGGAAAUAAGCAGUCUUACUUUUGUAGUUUUAUAUUAUACAAUAAACAGUUAAAAGGAUA